Molecule: messenger RNA, 2180 nt
Organism: Ficedula albicollis (Collared flycatcher)
Lineage: Eukaryota; Metazoa; Chordata; Aves; Passeriformes; Muscicapidae
Gene: TADA2A
Product: transcriptional adaptor 2A
Exons: 15
Coding region: 688-2019 (443 amino acids)
Biological process (GO): chromatin remodeling; regulation of transcription by RNA polymerase II
Cellular component (GO): SAGA-type complex; nucleus
Molecular function (GO): chromatin binding; protein binding; zinc ion binding
Source: RefSeq, a predicted model, not a curated record
UUGGGAGUUGGAACUGGGAUGUGGGGAGUGGGAAUGGGAACUGGGAUAUGGGGAGCAGAGACUGGAAAUAGGAAUGAGAAUUGGGAUAUAGAGAAUGGGAUAUGGGGGGGCAGGAAAUGGGAUAUGGGGGAUGGGAACUGGGAUAUGGGGAGUGGAGAUUGGGAUGUGGGGCAGUGGGGAUUGGGAUGUUGAGAGCAGGGGUUGGGAUGAGGUAGUGGGAUAUAGGGAGUGGGGAAUGGGAUAUUGGGGGUUGGGAAUUGGGAUAUGGGGAAUGGGAAUUGGGAUACAGGGAAUUGGGGAUGGGCAAUGGGGAGUGGAGAUUCGGGAGUGGGAUGUAGGGGAUGGGAUAUGGGAGUGCAGAGCACUCCCUGCACAAGAGCUGCUCACAACUCUGCUCAGCACAUCCAUUCCCACUGAAACCUCACUCUGGGGUCACAUCCCCAUCACUCCACAGCCCCGUGUUUGAUUUCUCCCCACGGCCAGAGGUCAGACUCAGAUCCGUGUGCAGUGGGGUCUGACAGCUGCUGCCAGCCCUUCUGCUUCCUGCUCAGAACAUCCUGGGAGGAUCACACCCACAAGGGCUGAGGAGGAGGCGGCUGCAGGGGGAGAAUUCCCUUUGGGAUUCCCAGUUUGGGACGAGGACAAGGCUUUGGGGAGUUUUACUGCAAGGAGCAGCAGCAGGGGAGGAUGGAGCGCCUGGCCUCCUUCAGCAGUGACCCUUUUGACAAGCCCCCGUGCCGAGGCUGCUCCUCGUACCUGACGGAGCCCUACGUGAAAUGUGCUGAGUGUGGGCCCCCUCCCUUCCUGCUGUGCCUGCAGUGUUUCACCCGAGGAUUUGAGUACAAGAAGCAUCAAAGUGAUCACACUUAUGAGAUAAUGACAUCUGACUUCCCUGUCUUGGAUCCCAACUGGACAGCUCAGGAGGAAAUGUCUCUCCUGGAAGCUGUGAUGGACUGUGGAUUUGGGAACUGGCAGGAUGUGGCCAACCAGAUGUGCACCAAAUCCAAGGAGGAGUGUGAGAAGCACUACAUGAAACACUUCAUCAACAACCCCCUGUUUGCCUCCACCCUGCUGAACCUGAAGCAGGCAGAGGAGGCUCAGCACCAUGAGACAGCCAUUCCCUUCCAGUCUGCUGAUGAUCCCCCACGGCCCACCUUUGAUUCCUUGCUCUCCAGGGACAUGGCAGGGUACAUGCCAGCCAGAGCUGACUUUGUUGAGGAGUUUGACAACUAUGCUGAGUGGGAUUUGAGAGAUAUUGAUUUUGUAGAAGAUGAUUCAGACAUUUUGCAUGCUUUGAAGAUUGCAGUAGUAGAUAUCUAUCAUUCCAGGUUAAAGGAAAGACAGAGACGGAAAAAAAUUAUAAGAGAUCAUGGCCUGAUAAACCUCAGAAAAUUUCAGAUUCUGGAGAGGCGCUACCCCAAGGAGGUGCAGGAGCUGUACGAGGGCAUGAGGAGGUUUGCGCGGAUCCUGGGGCCGCUGGAGCACGACAAGUUCAUCGAGAGCCACGCGCUGGAAUUUGAGCUGCGCAGGGAGAUAAAGAGACUCCAGGAAUACAGAGCAGCAGGAAUCACCAAUUUCUGCAGUGCCAGGACCUACGACCACCUGAAGAAGAGCCGGGACGAGGAGCGGCUGAAGCGCACGAUGCUGUCGGAGGUGCUGCAGUACAUCCAGGACAGCAGCGCCUGCCAGCAGUGGCUCAGCCGCCAGGCAGACAUUGAUUCUGGCCUAACUCCCACGGUACCAGUUCCUUCAACUACAGGCAGACGGAGUGCCCCACCACUGAACCUCACAGGCCUGCCAGGCACAGAGAAACUCAACGAGAAGGAGAAGGAGCUCUGUCAGAUGGUGAGGCUGGUCCCUGGAGCCUAUUUGGAAUAUAAAGCUGCUUUAGUGAAUGAGUGCAACAAACAGGGAGGCCUGAGACUGGCGCAGGCUCGAGCCCUCAUCAAGAUUGAUGUGAACAAAACCAGGAAAAUCUAUGACUUCCUGAUCAGAGAAGGGUACAUCACAAAGGCCUGAGGACAGGCAGCAGUGCUUGGCUGGAGCAGGCAGAUGUGGAGAAGCUUUGAAGUCACUUUGACAGCACUGAAAGAUUUUACCAGUGUUGAAUGAAGGACAUUUCCUUUUGUUUAAAACCUUUUGGGGCUUUUUUGGUUGUUUUUUUUCUUUUUUUUUUUUUU